Molecule: messenger RNA, 3898 nt
Organism: Notolabrus celidotus (New Zealand spotty)
Lineage: Eukaryota; Metazoa; Chordata; Actinopteri; Labriformes; Labridae
Gene: shdb
Product: Src homology 2 domain containing transforming protein D, b
Exons: 8
Coding region: 574-1836 (420 amino acids)
Molecular function (GO): phosphotyrosine residue binding
Source: RefSeq, a predicted model, not a curated record
CCAUUGGAGCUACAAGAGGGAAAUUCUCCAGUGAUGCCAUUCUAAUAAAUAAUUCACAUCUCUGGAGCGCAUUCGUGCAAACUGUUAUUUCCUCUCAGUUUCUCUUCUUCAUUUGUUCUCCCUGUGCAGUUGUUGUGGGUUUGAAAGAGGAUUUGUAUCUCUUGUUGCAGCCGGCGUGAUGUGCAGAUAUUUCAAUGAAUGAAUGAACGGUCGGCUGACUGUGAAAGAGAAUAGGAGGAUAGUCCUCUGGGAAUGAAGCACCUCCCCUUUAAUCGCUCGGUUGAGUUUGUCUCGGAGCUGUAGUUGCUCUCUUCACUCGCACACGUUUGCCGUCAGUCGUCAAGAGGAGCUCCAGAGGAUUUCAGCGCUCUUGUUUUUGUUUAAGGGAAACAUUUCUUUGUCUUUUCUUUCUUUUUUUUUGGAAUAAAAAGCGAGAGCAGGAGCAGAGUUUGUCACUUCUCUGUGCCGUUUUGUUGUGAUCGACAUGGAGAAACGCGAAAUGAACCGUCCAAAGUGGCUGAAGGACUGAAUAGUAUUGCCUCCUGUUCUCACUCCAGCAGAAGCAGAGCUGCCAUGGCCAAGUGGCUGAAAGACUACCUGAGCUUCGGCAGCAGGAAGGUGCCUCCUCAGCCGCCCACGCCAGACUACACAGAGAGCGAGAUCCUCAAAGCGUACCGCCUACAGAGGGACCUGGACUUUGAGGAUCCAUAUGAGGAGUCUGAAAGAUCCAGGGGCGAAUCUGGGACUUCUGACCCUGCCACACCUGUUUAUGGGUCUCCCUUGAAGACACCCGGUGUGGACAUGAAAUCUCCCAAACACAGACUGAUCAAAGUGGACUCCCAGGAGCUGGGGCGCACCAAGAUCCUCCUCAGUGCUAUCUCUUUAGAGGACCAGCAAGAGCCUGUGGUGCCGUCAGCUCCUCUGGCAGGAGACACAGAUUAUUCUGACCCAUUCGAUGCACGCUUGGAUCACAGGCCAGAACCAGAUCACGGACCCGUUCCCUGCGAGAACAACGGCUACAUGGAACCGUAUGAGGCCCAGAGGGUCAUAACGGAGCUGCAGCGAGGACCAGGAGGAGGGAGACCUCGGGGCGGAGUGCAGCUCUAUGACACCCCCUAUGAAGAUGAGCGAGGCCAGCGCCUGGGUUUUGUGUAUGGAGAAGCUCAGGAGGAGGGCAAGGAGAGCAGCAGGCUGCCUCAAGAUGAUGAGCGACCGGCUGAUGAGUAUGACCAACCCUGGGAAUGGAAGAAGGACCAUAUUUCCAAAGCUUUUGCAGAAAUGAGGGAGAUGUCGGAGCUGCCCUGGCCUGCCCCGGUGGGUCAAAUGGAGGAGGAGCCCCCCAACCGAGAGCAAGUGCAGUUUGAUGGCGCUGAAUGGGACCGCUCCUCGUCGCCUACAGAGCGGUUACGUCCUCCAGGGCCAAGGUCCAGCCCGCUGGCAGGAGGGGGGAAGAAGUUUUGGAUGCCACAGGAGAGCCUGUCUAUGGUGGGGGAGCGUGUGGAUCCUACUCUGGCUCUGGAGAAGCAGGUAUGGUACCAUGGUUCCCUGUCGCGUUCAGAGGCAGAGUCGCUGCUAACGCUAUGUAAAGAGUGCAGCUACCUGGUGAGGAACAGCCAGACAAACCGCUCUGACUACACCUUAUCCCUGCGGAGCUGCCAGGGUUUCAUGCACAUGAAGUUCACACGUUGUAAAGAUGGAAAGUACGUGCUUGGACAAAACAGCCCUCCGUUUGACACCAUCCCCGAGGUCAUCCACUUUUAUACCACUCACAAACUCCCGAUCCGGGGGGCCGAGCACCUGUCCCUGCUGUUCCCCGUGCUGGUGCAGACACUCUGACUGACCCCGGUCCUCCUCAUUGUGAUCGGACAUGUAACACUUGAAUGUUAUUUUUGGGGACCUUCCCAGUGGAAUACCUUUGCUCCCUCUUUUAUUGGACUGGAUUACUUUGGAUGAUUCAACACACCAGGAGCUAAAGCCCUCAAACCAUCACUGCUGUUGUACCUGUGCCAAAAGUCUCUAACAUCCAGGGGAUUGAUUCAUAUGAAAUGCAAUAUGUGAACUUGAGGCUACCCUCUCUCAUCUCCUCCCUGAGUACAUGUAGGCAGACUUCAGGACAUUUCAAAUUCUCUUUUUAACUUUUUUACAUUCUUUCACAACGGACUGAAGCAGAGGAAUCUAGCCAAGCUGUAGCUGGAAGAGGGUCUGUAAAUUGUGAAUGUACUGAUGCCCCAGUUUACAGAAGCCCUGCAGAAGAUUGAGAUUUAAUAACUGCUGUUCCACAAAAAAAAACACCUCAUUCACACUUGUUAAAAUAUUGCUGUUGUUAGGUAAAAACCUUGCAAGUCAUAUUAUGCUGGAUUUACAUGUUGAGACCUGAAUCGAUAAACUGAAAUGUUGUGCAUAAGACAAGAAACGGUUCUCAUCCUCAAACCUUUUUCUAAUUGUCUUGAAAUUUUGACUUUUCCAUAAAAAGAGUGCUACUCACAGAGAUAUAAGGUUUUUACCAACAGCAGUUCUAUUUCUGAUGCUUUUCUACACAAAGCCACACUCAUUUAUUAUCUUUCAGUCUGUUCUGUACUGUCAUGCUGCUGUAUGCUGAGACAUAUCAGUGUUAUCUGUUUGAUUGUUCAUGGAAAGCAACUGAGACACUGUGUUUAAUCGGUACUUGUGUUGACCUUGCGGACCUGUAUCUUGUUUGUUGCCUAAGCUGCUUUUGGUCGACAUUGCUUUGUUUGUUGAAAGCAACCUGUCACUUCUGUCAUUGUCUUUUCAGUGGCUUAAAGUUUGGCUUUGAGGCAGAGCUUACAGGCUAUAUCUGAAGCAAAAGGUGCUUUAAGAGGUGGUAUUAUGCUUUUUCAUAUUUUGAAAGUUAAAAUGUCAGCACUUAACAUGUGCCAAGUUUCAUAUUGUGAAGUAAACAGGUGUAGGAUAACCCAAGAUGAUGCUGCUCUGAACAGCUUGUUUAAAAAAUCCCAUGAAAAUUUAGCAAAAGGGACACGGGACUAGCUCAAUUUGUGAUGUCACCAAAUGGUGGAUCUCCUAAAAAGGGCAAAGUGCUGCAGGCACAGCAGAACUGCCCCUUACAGCAGACGUUUUUUGUGCAUUUUCCACAUGUGCACCUCUAUGACUGAAUGUUCAGCUUGUUAUAGAAUUAGCAUUAUCCACAUCAAAGUCACAGAAUAAGCCAGGUCACUGCAGUAAUGAAUGUAAGACUUUCACAGAAAAAGUCCUGCUCUGUUCAUUGUUGCUGCAGAUUUUUAUUUUGUUCCCUCUCCAGACUUACUGGUUUAGAUUGAGGGUCCAAAAUGUAUAUCUGCAUUUUAUUAUCAGUCAUUUUAAAUAGAAAAACACAAGUUAACUUAAUGCUGACCACUUUUAAGCACGGCCACACUGGAGGAGGCGGGCCUCUAACACUGAGUUCUGCCCAUGGUUCUGCUUUGGCAGAUACCAGUCUAAGAUGAAUAAAGAGUUUUUGAAUUUUAAAGUAAACAGACUGUAGAGGUAUCAGAGAGAUAAUAUGAAGCCUGUAAAGAAGCAUAAUACCUCCCCUUUAAUAUCAAAAACCCUCAAAACUUUGCGACUUCUGGUUGCAUUCUCACACUUCCAACAUUUUUUUCUGCUGGCAAAGUCAUCUGAUGCUGGUUUGUGAGGAGUAUUUGAGUUAAACGUUUGCCAUCUGGGAUGGGUUUCCAUUUCUGCUGUCUAGUCACAGCGUUAUGUCCCAAAAACUGAUUUCAGUCUGAAGCUGAAUUCUGCCAAACACACUUAAAACCAUUGAAAUGACAAAUUGAUAAGUCAAUAUAAAUCAUUGUUAUUUAAGUCAUUGUUUCUUGAUAUAAAAGUCUAUAUUGAAGGGUUGUAUUGAUUGUUAUUAUAUUGAAUAUUUUCAGUCUCUAGU